Phascolarctos cinereus (koala) is the source of this 2028-nucleotide messenger RNA. Its product is annotated as phospholipase A1 member A. Lineage: Eukaryota; Metazoa; Chordata; Mammalia; Diprotodontia; Phascolarctidae. Gene Ontology annotation, molecular function: glycerophospholipid phospholipase A1 activity. The record is from RefSeq and is a predicted model, not a curated record. Gene Ontology annotation, biological process: lipid catabolic process.
CUCAGCCCAUUUAUUUCCAAAAGGGAGAAAACAAAAACUUUGGCCAUUGAACAAACACAGACUGAGUUGAUUGCUACAUUUUUCUUUUUUUGGGGUCAUAAGGCCAGUUAAUGAUUAGGAUAGCAGAAACAAAUAUCUGUGCCUGUUAGGGGCUGGCUUAUUUGGCUCUUUCACUGAGUAGGAGUUCACUUCAUACCCAUGCCCAAGGAGACCUGCUUCACCAUGGCCAGCAGUCUCAGCAGAUGCUUCUGUUUCCUGGGAAUGAUGCUGUUAUUCUUUUCUAAGGGUUCAGGUCAUGAGCUUCCCCUCGUACACCAGAAAUGUUCUGACUUUCAGAAUGCCAAUUUUCUACGGGGCACCAACCUCAAUGUCCAAUUCCUCCUCUUCACUCCUUUGGAUCCUAGCUGUGGGAAGCUGGUAAGAGAAAGUAGUGAUCUUCAAAAUUUUGGAUUCAACACCUCUCUGGAAACCAAGUUAAUUAUCCAUGGAUUUAGGGCAUUAGGAACCAAGCCAUCUUGGAUCGAUAAAUUCAUCCAGACUCUUCUGCGUGUGGCAGAUGUGAACGUGAUUGCAGUAGACUGGGUUUAUGGAUCCACGGGUGUUUAUUACUCAGCUGUGGACAAUGUGAUAAAACUCGGUCUGGAAAUCUCCCAAUUCAUCAGCAAUCUACUGGUGCUUGGUGUGUCAGAGUCAUCUAUCCACAUCAUUGGGGUCAGCCUUGGAGCACAUGUUGGGGGAAUGGUAGGAUAUUUCUAUAAAGGCCAGCUGGGAAGGAUAACAGGCCUGGAUCCUGCAGGUCCAGAGUACACCAAAGCCAGCCUGGAAGAACGACUGGAUCCUGGGGAUGCUUUAUUUGUGGAGGCCAUUCACACAGACACAGACAAUUUGGGUAUCCGGAUUCCAGUAGGACAUGUGGACUACUUUGUCAAUGGAGGCCAAGACCAGCCGGGAUGUCCCUCAUUUAUUCAUGCAGGUUACAACUAUCUGAUUUGUGACCACAUGAGAGCUGUUCAUCUCUACCUCAGUGCCUUGGAGGAUACCUGUCCACUGAUGGCCUUCCCUUGCGCCAGCUUCAAGGAUUUCCUUUUAGGCCGUUGUCUGGAUUGCGCUGACCCUUUUCAGCAUUCUUGUCCCAGAAUCGGUUUACUGGAACAAGGAGGGAUCAACAUGGAAAAGCCUCCCAAAGAAGUGAAAGUCUACCUCCUGACCACUUCAAAGGCUCCAUAUUGCUUGUAUCACAGUCUCGUGGAGUUUCAUUUACAGAAAGUGAGAAACAAGAACACCAACAUUGAAAUCACUUUGCAUAGCAGUAAUCUUACAACUUCCAUUAAGAUCACCAUAUUGAAAAACCAGUUCAUUGGCAAAGGAUUGAUAGCCCACUCAAUCCCACAUUGCCACAUAAAUCAAGUGAUCCUGAAGGUUCUUUCCUCCAACCAUGUUUGGAAGAAAGACAAGAGCUCCAUCACUGGGAGAUUCUGCGCCAUCCCUUUGCCUGCUAACCAGAGUACGAAGAUGUGGUGCUCUUCUGAACUAAUGACCUUGCAAACAAAUGUAAAUUCUUUUGCAAAGCUGGAAAUACCAUGUGCAUAAUAUAAUCCCUGGAGAUCUUUGGAGGACAGCAAGUGGUUUCAUUCAGGCUGCUCUUAUCAGACUAAGGAUAAUAUCUCUGUCAUUAUCUACUAAGUAGCACAAAACUACUCGUCAUUAUUUUUAUCGAAACAUUUUGUUUAGCUAUAUGGGUCAAUUCAUUCCCAAUAAACAAUAAAGGUCUUCCUGCCCUCCACUUUUCUAUUAAAAAGCUGUGAUUAGGACAGCUAUUGUGGUUGAUAGCACACAUAAUUUUCCACUUUUAUAGUUUCUUCCUUUUUUUUUUCCUUUUUUCCCCUCCUCCUUCUUAAUUGAAAGGAAAUAUGUCAUCUGGGAGCAAUACUGACCAUUGCUAUUGACACAAAUUUCUUUGCCUUUUAGAUUGUCUUUAUUUGCAUUAUUAAAAUCAUUACACAUAGUGUUCUGGUUUUGCUUUCCUCA